Punica granatum (pomegranate) is the source of this 1353-nucleotide messenger RNA. The record is from RefSeq and is a predicted model, not a curated record. Lineage: Eukaryota; Viridiplantae; Streptophyta; Magnoliopsida; Myrtales; Lythraceae.
CCCAUUCCUUUCAUCACUUGCAACUUCGUAAUACCCCCGAAAAACCGCAGGCUUACGUGAUUUUCCAACAGAAAGGGAAAACUGGAAAAUGAUGCUGGGAGAACGCCACCGUCCACCCGAUACAACGGCUUAUGACUCCCCAUGGCUGCUACCUGACGAUACUACGGACGAGAUCCUACCGCCCUACUCUCCGGACCGCCUCCAUGACAUCAUUUCGGCACUGCAGCUAUAUGGACGGGCUGGCCAUGAUGGCGGCGAUCCGGCGGAAGAGUGCGACGAGUUCCGCAUGUACGAGUUCAAGGUGAGAAGGUGCAGCCGUGGGAGGGCCCACGACUGGACCGAGUGCCCUUACGCUCAUCCGGGUGAGAAGGCGCGCCGGCGGGACCCCAGGAGGCACCACUACUCGGCCGCUGCGUGCCCGGACUUCAGGAAGGGCGGAUGCCGGAAGGGCGACUCCUGUGAGUUCUCUCACGGCGUGUUCGAGUGCUGGCUUCACCCAGCAAGGUACCGUACACAGCCGUGCAAGGACGGGACCAACUGUACGAGGAGGGUGUGCUUCUUCGCCCACACGCCGGAGCAGCUCAGGGUGGUGACCCCUCAGCACAGCCCGAGGAGCCCGAAAGAGAGCCCACUCGGGAAAAUGGCCCUUGUUACCCCGAGCACGAUCUCCCCCGAUGACUCGCCCCCGAUGUCCCCCCUGGCCCGUUCGGUCGGCACUAGCGGGAGCCCUAUGACCGAAAUGGUCCUGUCCCUUAGGAAUCUCCAGCUGGAUAGAGUUAAAUCACUGCCCCGCUCGUACAAUUUUUCCGGGUCUGGCUAUGGGUCUCCAAGAAGAUCGAUGCUCCGCCCAGGGAUCCAGAGCCUUCCAUCAACCCCGACCGGAGGGAUAGGCCAAGCUGGCUACUCGGAAUGCUGCUGGGAGACGGGCUCGGAGGAUGAGAUGGCAAUGGAGAGGGUGGAGUCGGGCAGGAGCCUGAGGACCAAGAUGUUUGAGAAGCUGAGCCAGGAGAACUCUCUCGGUCUGGGCGACCCGGACCCAUCUCCUGAUGUCGGCUGGGUGUCAGAGCUGGUGAAGUAAACCAUGGCGGGGCGGGGCGGGUUGGGCCGGGUCCGGGUUCAGGUAAAGCGGUGCUUGGGUUUUUUGUAGAUAGGAUCUGAAUGAGGGUUGGGACUUGUAUUGUUUAAUUAAGCAAUUAGGCACCCAAAUUAUAAAUAUAUUUUGUACAUAUUUAAGUAGGCCGCGAACACCUUGUGAUGCGGAGGAAUUAAAUGCGUUCGGGAGAUUUCUGGAAGGAAGUCUGUAAAAGUUUUAUCUAAUUCCUAUCUGCUAUAUAAAAUAAUAUUUUUAGUCUC